AUGAAGGUAACGAGUCGGACUUUAUUAAGAAAAGGUUCUGGCAUCGCACAAAAUAUGGCAACACCAAUACUAAAUGAAAUGGAUGCGGCUAAGAAGAGACCUGUUAAUUACAAGCUUUUGCAAGAAGCCAAGAAGAGCAAAAUCAGUGCGAAAGGCAUCGGAAAGAUGCGCGACAAGCAAGGGUUCCAGUUAAAAAUUCAAGAUGUCAACGGCUCAAGAAAUAAACAAACGGACCCUGACUAUGAUGUUAAGAUCGAAGGGGCACUGCGCAAGAUUGUACCAUAUUUUUUCACUUACAAAACGUUUUGCAAGGAGAGAUGGAGAGACAGAAAGUUAAUUGACAUCUUCAUUGAUGAAUUUAGAGACCGCUCUCCUGAAUAUUAUAGAAAGACAAUUGCAGCGGGUAAAGUGUACCUCAAUGACUCUGUGGCAGACCUUGAUUCAGUGGUACGUAACGGUGAUUUAAUUACGCAUGAGAUUCAUAGACAUGAGCCUUCGGUGACUUCAAGACUUAUAAAAACGGUGUUUGAAGAUGAUGAUCUGUUAGUAAUAGAUAAACCUAGCGGAAUACCGGUACAUCCAACUGGUAGAUAUCGAUUCAAUACUGUGACUAAAAUUUUGGAGAAAGAACGAGGCUAUACUGUCCACCCAUGUAACAGGUUGGAUAGAUUGACAAGCGGAUUGAUGUUUUUGGCAAAAAAUCCAAGAGGCGCAGAUAGAAUGGCAGAUCAAAUGAAAGCUAGAGAAGUCAGUAAAGAAUAUGUGGCAAGGGUGGUAGGAGAGUUUCCUGUCGGGUUAAUAGUUGUCGAUAAACCGUUGAGAACCGUCGAUCCAAAAGUCGGUCUCAAUGUCACUUGUAAAAUUACGGAUGAAGGUGCCAAGGAAGCUCGAACUAGCUUUGAAAGGAUAAGUUUCGAUGGCAAGACUAGUAUUGUUAGGUGCAAGCCAUUCACUGGUAGAACUCAUCAAAUUAGAGUUCAUCUACAACAUCUAGGACAUCCCAUUGCUAACGAUCCUAUAUACUCAAAUCCUCACAUUUGGGGACCAUCCUUGGGCAAAGAUUACGAAGGAGAUUUCUCAGAUAUUAUAGGGAGCUUAGAUCUUGUCGGCAAGACUGAGUCCGCCGAGAGUUGGAUGCAUCCUGAUUCAUUUGGUGAAGUCUUACUCGGUCAGCAAUGUGAAAUUUGUGACACAGAGCUAUAUUCAGAUCCUGGUCCAAAUGAUCUUGAUUUGUGGCUUCAUGCUUAUCGGUACGAAUCCACCGAGCUUGAUUCUGAUGGAAAAAAAUUAUGGAGUUACAGAACGGACUUCCCUGACUGGGCGAUUGAGCCGCACAGAAAAUUUAUGGAGUUGGCGAUAGAUGAGGCAAGAAAUUGUGGUGAAACUCAAACUGCCUUUAAUGUAGGCGCACUCCUUGUCAACGGAACUGAUAUACUUUCCACCGGUUAUUCGAGAGAAUUACCAGGAAAUACUCAUGCUGAGCAAUGUGCAUUAGAUAAAUACUUCACAAAAUCAGAAGGUGCGAAACUUCCAGAUGGAACCAUCAUUUACACAACAAUGGAACCUUGUUCUCUAAGGCUCAGUGGUAACUUGCCAUGCGUAGACCGAAUAAUCCAAACAACUGGCGCUAUAAAGACUGUCUUCGUGGGUGUUAUGGAACCGGACAUUUUUGUCAAGAAUAAUACCAGCUAUCACAAGUUGGCACAAUAUGGAAUCGACUAUAUUCUCAUUCCUGGUUAUGAGGAAGAGUGCUUAAAGGUUGCAUGUAAAGGUCACGACAAAACCCAGAACUAA
Kluyveromyces lactis is the source of this 1794-nucleotide messenger RNA. RefSeq lists its product as uncharacterized. Gene Ontology annotation, biological process: pseudouridine synthesis. Bases 1 to 1794 code for a protein of 597 amino acids. Lineage: Eukaryota; Fungi; Ascomycota; Saccharomycetes; Saccharomycetales; Saccharomycetaceae. Gene Ontology annotation, molecular function: RNA binding; pseudouridine synthase activity. The transcript has a single exon. The record is from RefSeq and is a predicted model, not a curated record.